This is a messenger RNA of Python bivittatus (Burmese python), 1261 nucleotides long. It is a transcript of the gene JOSD2, whose product is annotated as Josephin domain containing 2. Gene Ontology annotation, molecular function: cysteine-type deubiquitinase activity. The record is from RefSeq and is a predicted model, not a curated record. Gene Ontology annotation, biological process: protein deubiquitination. NCBI's taxonomy places the organism in Eukaryota, Metazoa, Chordata, Lepidosauria, Squamata, Pythonidae.
CUCCCAAGGCUUGCUGGGAACAGUAGUUUCCCUAUCUCUGCACAGUCAGCCUGGCCUUUAACAGCCGUUCCUGGGGCAGUCAUGGUGGGAGGGCUCGUUUAUUGGACUUUCGCUUUUUCCCGGGGCUGAUCUCCUGGGAACGGCCUUUCAGGCCAGUGUUGAUGUCAUGUCUAGGAACCCGGGCCAAACUGAGACAUCUGCGCUUUAUCAUGAGAGACAACGCCUGGAACUGUGUGCUGUCCACGCCCUCAACAACGUCUUGCAGGAACGAUUCUUUACUCAAGAGGUGGCUGAUGAAAUCUGUAAAAAGCUGGCUCCAGAUGCUAGGUGGAAUCCACACCGCAGCUUUCUGGGGACAGGGAACUAUGAUGUCAACGUCAUCAUGGCAGCUCUUCAAAGUGUGGGACUGGAAGCCAUUUGGUGGGAUAAACGAAGACCCCUCGAGCAGUUGUCCCUGGCAGGGCUGGUUGGCUUCAUCGUGAACGUCCCUUCCAAUGUGUGUCUGGGCUUCCUGUCUCUUCCGGUGAGGCGUCGCCACUGGAUUGCUGUGCGUCAGCUUGAUGGCAUCUAUUAUAAUCUUGACUCCAAAUUGAAGGCACCGGCACCAAUUGGUGGUGAAGCUGACCUCAGGGUAUUUCUCCAGGAAGUGCUUUCUCAGGGUCCCUGCGAGUUGCUGUUGGUUGUGCCCCAAGAGGCAGAUGAAGCCAGGCCCUGGCUGAGCACCACGAGGUGAUCCCUGGCCUCCCACAAGAAAUGCCUGGCCUAAAGAACUCUUUCUCCCCACUGCACUCCCUUGCACCGGCUGCUGCAUGAGUUGUGGGGAAGAAGGGAGCACUCCAUUCCUGUUUAUACUGCCACUCUGGGAGCUGAUGACAGAAUCCAUCUUCUCCUCUCCAAGAAAUGGUCCCAGCUUCCCUUUAUCUCUGCUUGCUUUUGAAAGGCUUGGCUUCUUCUGGGAUGAAUGGAAUAAAGGACGUGGCACCUAAUGGUGAAGAGUCUCUUCCCAGCAUAGCCAAUUAUAUCAUAACUAUAGCUAUAUAGGUUCUUCCUUCAGUAGUCAAGUAUUCAAGUUGGGAGUUAGUUUUAUGAGCAGGGUUUGAUGGGGCCCAUCUCUCAUUUUCAACCCCAGCGUGUGGCAGUCCAUGAUAUAAAUGCAUCAGUAGAAGUAGAAUGUGAUACACCGGUGUGGUGUAGUGGUUAAGACAUCAGGCUAGAAACCGGGAGACUGUGAGUUCUUAAUCCUGCCUUAGGCACAAAGAUG